Aspergillus clavatus NRRL 1 is the source of this 3945-nucleotide messenger RNA. RefSeq names its product ABC transporter ATP-binding protein. The record is from RefSeq and is a predicted model, not a curated record. Bases 1 to 3945 code for a protein of 1314 amino acids. Gene Ontology annotation, molecular function: ABC-type transporter activity; ATP hydrolysis activity; ATP binding. The transcript has 2 exons. Gene Ontology annotation, cellular component: membrane. Lineage: Eukaryota; Fungi; Ascomycota; Eurotiomycetes; Eurotiales; Aspergillaceae. Gene Ontology annotation, biological process: transmembrane transport.
AUGCCGCUCCUCCAGAAGCUCUCGGGCUAUCCCAGCCUGCUUCUGGCUGGCAAUCCGUCCAAGAUCGAUAUCGGUCGCCUCUUGUUAGGGAUUAUCUUCGCCAUCGCGUCCGGUGUGCCCUUUCCCAUUAUCGGGAUUCUGUUCGGUCAGCUCCUCGACGACUUCAAUGCAGUGACGUGCGGCUCUGAUGAGAGCUCGCAGUCUGAUGCCGAAUACCAACAUGACAUCAACGGUAAAAUCCUUAUGAUCGUGUACUUGGCUAUCGCUCAGUUCGUGGCGAUCUACAUCCAUCUCACAUGCUGGAGUCUGAACGGCGCUCGACUGGCGCAGAGACUGCGCGAAACUUACAUAGAGAACCUACUCCGACAGGAGCCCUCGUUCUUUGAUAACCUUCCUCCCGGUGAGAUCGCCUCGCGACUCAAUGGCGACAUCCAGGCAAUCCGUUCGGGAACGUCAGAGAAGGUCGGAAUCUGCCUGUCCAGUGCUUCCUUCUUUGUCACAGCGUAUGUUGUGGCCUUCAUCAAAGACUACCGCCUUGCUGCUAUGCUUAUCUCGUUAAUCCCGGCAUAUUUCAUCAUGUCAUUCGUUGGAAGCCACUACAUUGAGAAAUUCUCGGGGAGGAUGUCGGAUUAUGCUGCUACGGCUGCGUCCAUCGCGUCAGAAGCGUUGUCCAACACCGUUGUCGUACAAGCGUUUGGGGCAAAUGCUCGGUUGGAGGACAAAUUCUCCAAAGCACUCAAAUCGGCGGAACAGGAGGGAUUGAAAAAGGCGACGGCAGUUGGCACGCAAUCUGGGGUUUUGUACUUCAUCGCGUAUUCAGCCAAUGGGCUUGCAUUCUGGCAAGGAAGCAGACGGAUUGCCGAUUCCGUCAGUGGUGACUCGAACGGUGCCACCGUGGGUGCCACAUUCACUGUGAUCUUUAUCCUGGUUGAAGCUACUCUGCUCCUCAGUCAGGUCGCUCCUUUCCUCCACCUGUUCGUCGCAGCCGUCGCCUCGCACCGGAAACUACGGGACGAUAUCAACCGUGAGCCGUUGAUUGAUGGUACAACUACGUCCGGCCUUCGUCUCACCCAGGCUGAAGGCGGCUUCGAGUUCAAGGAUGUUUCUUUCACCUACCCAUCUCGCCCGGAGAUCACUGUUCUGGAUAGGAUCAGCCUGAGCCUACCAGCGAACAAGCAUACGGCCCUCGUCGGCCUCUCAGGAAGCGGCAAAUCUACCAUCGCGGGCUUGGUUACCAGGCUGUAUGAUCCCACCGAGGGUCAGAUCCUGUUUGAUGGCCACGAUAUUCGUGAUGUGAAUACGCGCGACCUUAGAAGCUUCCUCAGCUUGGUGCAGCAGGAGCCUUCUCUGCUUGACAGAUCGCUACUGGAGAACAUCGCGCAUGGCUUGAUCAAUUCGAGUAACCCCGUGCAUACACAUCUGACGCCCAUACUCCUCAGUUCCCAGUUAGCCGAUCUUGCCAGCGAAGUCAGAGACGGAAGAGAUUUGAUGGUGGCAGCCGAGGAACGAGGCUCGGAGGUGGUCGAAAUUGUCACCCUGGUCCAGAAGGCCGCGGUCCUGGCGGAUGCGGAUGGAUUCAUCAGUGCACUGCAGCAUGGCUACGGCACGUCUGUCGGCUCUAGUGGUCGUUUGAUCAGCGGUGGACAGAAGCAGCGAGUAGCUCUGGCUCGAGCAUUGGUCAAGGAUCCUGCCGUUCUCAUUCUGGAUGAGGCGACGGCCGCUCUGGAUUCCCACAGCGAGCAGCGGAUUCAGCGCGCAAUCAACAACAUUGCUACAGGCCGGACAGUGAUUACCAUUGCUCAUCGUCUAUCAACGAUCACCAGCGCAGAUAACAUUAUUGUCAUGCAUAAGGGCCAUAUCGUGGAGGAGGGAAACCACACGGCGCUCAUGGCGAAGAAUGGAGCUUAUGCUGAGCUCGUCAGGCUGCAAACUAUCGGAUCCGCAUCAGACACGAAAGAUAUAAACAUCGAGACCAUUAGCAAGUCAGAGACCUCCACAGAGGGUGACAUCGAAAAGAUUAGUCUAUCGAGUGAUAUUCCAGAAAUUCUUGAAAAGAACGAGGUAUCGGCCACUGAAACUCCCGUCAGUGAGUCCGCAGAAGAGGAGAAUGAGCCAGAGACGCCUAACAAGUCUCUGUGGGCCCUUGCGCGAGGAUAUGCUCCUGCUCUGAGACCCCACCUCCUGAUUAUCUUCAUGGCGCUGCUUGGCGCAAGUAUCGUCGGCGGAGCGUUCUCUGGUGAAGCUGUGAUUUUCGGCAACACCGUCGGUAGCCUGAAUCCCUGCCACAGCCCGGACAGCAUUCGUUCCAAGGGUAACUUCUUCGGAUUGAUGUUCUUCGUUCUGGCCAUUAUUGAAUUCUUUGCAAAUCUGGUUAGCUGGUCUGGGUUUGGCUGGGUCUCGGAGAAGAUUGUCUACACAGUACGAGUGCUGUCGUUCCGAUCGUUGUUUGAACAGGACCUGCAGUGGCAUCAGUCUAAUGGCCGAACCCCUGCAUUGCUUCUCUCUUAUAUCACCAAGGAUGGCAGUGCCCUGGCAGGUCUGAGCGGCUCUGUCAUUGGUACUCUCUUUUCCAUCACUGUCAACCUGAUCGCCGCCAUCAUCCUCACUCACAUCAUUGCCUGGCGAAUUGCACUGGUGUGCCUCGCGCUGGUACCCCUUCUACUUGGUGCCGGUCUCAUGGAGCUGCGGGUGCUUGGGAAGUUCGAGGAAAAGCACGAAACCGCAUACACCAAAUCGGUCGAUAUCGGCGUGGAAGCUAUCACAUCUAUUAAAACCAUUGCCUCUUUGUCUCUGGAGGAAGAAACCCUCAAAACCUACCGGCGCUCACUCAAGGGUCCACGCAAGGACACAUUCAUCGUCACCAUGCAAGCCAGUCUGUGGCAGGCCAUGACCUACUUCCUAGGCAACCUGGUGAACGCACUCGCAUACUGGUGGGGUUCCAAACAGAUUAUCUCGGGCAAUUACACACAGACCCAGUUCCUUAUCGUCGUCUUUUCCCUACUUGUCAGUGCGUUACUGUGGAGUCAGAUGUUUGCUCUCGCUCCGGAGCUCUCCAGCGCUAGGGCUGCCAUGGCCCGGAUCCUGAGUCUCAUCGAGAUCGGCUCCGACAAGAUGCAGGGGCAUGUGCGACCCGCGCUCCCCGAUGCAAAGGAUGUCGAGUCGAGCGCCGAGCCCAAGUCUGCCCACGAAUCCGGCACCGCCUCGAGCGUGCAGGUGCGCGACGUGCAUUUCUCCUAUCCUGCACGGCCAGAUAUCAAAGUGCUCAACGGUUUGAGUAUUGACAUUCGGCCCGGGCAGUUCUGCGCUCUUGUUGGACCCAGUGGUGCUGGAAAGUCCACCAUCAUCUCCUUGGUUGAGCGGCUGUAUACGCCGCAGUCGGGAUCCGUGGUCAUCGACGGCGUCGACGUGACCAAGCGCCGCGACGUCACGUUCCGUGAUAGCAUUGCGCUGGUACCUCAGGAGAGCGUGCUUUUUGAGGGGAGCAUCGAGUUCAACAUCGGUCUGGGUGCGCGACCAGGCCACCAAGCCACCAUGGAGGACAUCAUUGAGGCAUGUAAGCUCGCCAACAUCCACGACGUCAUUCAAGCGCUGCCGCUUGGGUACCAAACGCUAUGUGGACCAAACGGCAGCCAAUUCUCUGGUGGUCAGAAGCAGCGACUAUCAAUCGCCAGAGCGCUUGUUCGCAAGCCGAAGCUAUUGAUCCUGGAUGAGUCGACCAGUGCGUUGGAUGCCGAGUCGGAGAAGCUGUUGCAGGACGGGCUUGAGAAGGCCGCCAGGGGGAUCACAGUAAUUGCGAUUGCGCACCGCCUGCGUACGAUUCGCAAGGCAGAUGUAAUCUUUUUGAUCGAUGGCGGUCGCUGUACUGAUCGGGGGACGCAUGAGGAAUUGCUCCAGAGGUCAGACAGCUACAGGGCAAAUGUCAUGCACCAGACGGUGGCAGAGUAG